This is a messenger RNA of Drosophila takahashii, 1538 nucleotides long. RefSeq lists its product as uncharacterized. Gene Ontology annotation, molecular function: heme binding; iron ion binding; monooxygenase activity. NCBI's taxonomy places the organism in Eukaryota, Metazoa, Arthropoda, Insecta, Diptera, Drosophilidae. The record is from RefSeq and is a predicted model, not a curated record.
AGAAAUGUUGCUGCUUUCGCUGAUCGUGGUUAUAGUGUCUCUGCUUGUAUUUGUGGCCCGCCGACGUCACGGAUAUUGGCAGAGGAGGGGUAUUCCGCACGAUGUGCCACACCCACUUUACGGAAACAUCAAGGACUGGCCCAAUAAGCGUCAUAUUGCCAAGAUAUUCCGGGACUACUACUUCAAGUACAAAGAUUCGGGCUACCCAUUCGCCGGGUUUUUCUUCUUUUUUACCCGGACUGCUGUGGUCACCGAUUUGGAACUGGUCAAGAGAGUGAUGAUCAAGGACUUUAAUCACUUUGAAAAUCGGGGAGUUUUCUACAACGAGAUCGACGAUCCACUUUCGGCUACUUUGUUCAGCAUUGAAGGCCAAAAGUGGCGUCACUUGAGGCAUAAACUCACGCCCACUUUUACGUCCGGCAAAAUGAAGAACAUGUUCCCGAUAGUUGUGAAAGUUGGCGAUGAAAUGGAUAAGAUCUUCAGUGGUAAAACUGAAUUGGGUCAAAGUCCAGUUCUGGAGGUUGUGGAUCUGGUGGCCCGGUAUACCGCUGACGUAAUAGGCAACUGCGCGUUUGGUCUCAAUUGCAAUAGUUUGCACGAUCCUAAGGCGGAAUUUGUGACAAUUGGCAAACGGGCGAUCACCGAGCAUCGCUAUGGGAAUAUGCUGGAUAUAUUUCUAUUCGGAUUUCCUAAGCUAUCUCGCCGCCUGCACCUAAAGUUAAACAUCCAGGAGGCAGAGGACUUUUACACCAAGAUCGUAAGGGAAACGAUUGACUACCGAUUGAAGACUAACGAGAAGCGAAACGACUUUAUGGACAGUCUUAUAGAGAUGUAUAAGAAUGAGCAGUCGGGAAACUCAGAGGACGGCCUUACCUUCAACGAGCUACUGGCCCAGGCCUUCAUAUUUUUUGUGGCUGGUUUUGAGACGAGUUCCACGACCAUGGGAUUUGCCCUCUAUGAACUGGCCCGCAACCAGGAUGUUCAGGAUUCACUCAGGGAGGAGAUUAAAAAUGUUCUGGGCAAGCACAACAACGAGUUCACCUACGAGGGAAUCAAAGAGAUGAAGUAUCUGGAGCAGGUUGUGAUGGAAACCCUUCGCAAGUACCCCGUUCUGGCGCAUCUAACGAGAAUGACCGAUACAGACUUUUCACCCGAAGAUCCAAAGAACUUUAUUGCCAAGGGCACAAUCGUUGUAAUUCCAGCUCUUGGCAUUCAUUACGAUUCGGAAAUCUAUCCCGAACCGGAGAAAUUUAGGCCAGAACGCUUCACAGACGAGGAAAUCGCGUCGAGGCCCUCUUGCACCUGGCUUCCGUUUGGCGAAGGACCUCGGAACUGCAUUGGUCUGCGAUUCGGGUUGAUGCAAACCUGCGUGGGAUUGGCCUACCUGAUCAGGGGCUAUAAGUUUAGUGUUGCGCCGGAGACACAAAUUCCCAUGAAGAUUGUCGAGAAAAACAUUCUAAUAUCCGCCGAAAAUGGGAUCCAUCUAAGAGUGGAAAAGCUUUUAAAAUAGUACAUAAGCUGUAGAUAUAAGGAUUUAG